Molecule: messenger RNA, 1686 nt
Organism: Zasmidium cellare ATCC 36951
Lineage: Eukaryota; Fungi; Ascomycota; Dothideomycetes; Mycosphaerellales; Mycosphaerellaceae
Exons: 2
Coding region: 1-1686 (561 amino acids)
Source: RefSeq, a predicted model, not a curated record
AUGGGAGAAACAACGUCAAACGAGAUCAGGCAAUCAUGGCAAGACCGGGUAGCGGACAAGAAGUCCCGAAUCCUGGCCUCCAUCCCCAAGGAAUUCGACCAUCCAGAGCUCACGCAUUCUCUUGAAGAUACGGCAUCGGUGCAAGAUGUACCGCAGAAGUAUCUCUCGGCCAAAGAACUUGGAAUUACAGCCCUGGAUGCCUCAUCACUUGUGGUAGCCAUCCGCGAGAAGAAGUACACUUCCGUCGAAGUCUUGAAUGCGUUCACCCAUCGAGCAGCUAUCGCUCACCGGCUGUUGCAUUGCUGUCUCGCACUGCCGUAUGAUCUAGCACUCGCCCGAGCGAAAGAACUUGAUGCGUUUCUGGACAAGACUGGGGAGACUGUUGGGCCUUUGCAUGGAUUGCCGAUUAGUGUCAAGGAUCAGUGUAGGCUUAUUGGGACGGAGACGACGUGUGGGUUUGUGUACCCCAUUGGCAAUGUCGAUAAGGAUGAUGCGGCUGUUGUGAAGAUCUUGAAGGAUGCUGGGGCGAACAUCUUUGCGAAGACGAGUUUGAGUAUUGGGUGCAUGUGGGGCGAAACCGUCAACAACAUCCUCGGCCGAGCAUCAAAUCCCUUCAACCGGUCCUUCUCCUGCGGCGGCUCCAGUGGUGGCGAAGGUGCCUUGAUCGGCUUCAAAGCAAGUCCGCUGGGUUUUGGAUCAGAUCUCGGCGGAUCAAUUCGAUCUCCAUCAGCGUAUCAGGGCCUGUAUGGACUUCGACCGAGCUCAGGACGAGUGCCCUACUAUCGAAUGCUCAACAGCAUGGAGGGCCAGCAGACCAUCGUAUCUGUUGUAGGGCCAAUGGCGAGGUCCAUUGAUGACAUCGAGAUGAUCAUGAAGGUCAUUAUCAGCAGCAGUCCCUGGACACUGGAUCCUUAUUGUGUACCAAUAGCAUGGCGAACCGAUGCAGUCAACGAGAUUACGAACCGCAAACUCCGCAUCGGCGUCUUCGAAUGGGACGGCGUCUGCCUUCCUCAGCCUCCAAUCCGCAGCGCCCUCAAACGCACCGCAGCAGCCCUUCAAGCCGCCGGCCACGAAACCAUCCCCUGGAAAAUUGACCAGCAGCGAGCUACCGAGCUCGUUCUCAAAGUGUUCCGCUCAGAUGCGGCAGGAGAUAUUCGAAGACAAUGCGCCAAAUCCGGCGAGCCGCCCAUGGAGAGCGGGUGUGAUACACCGGACCCAGCUCUGGGAAUCACGCAGUCCUGGGACCUGGCGAUGGAAUGUUUGGACUUCCGGGCUGCGGUUCUGGAACAGUGGAAUCAGACUGCUGAUGCUUCCAAAGGCCUUCCACCCAUGGAUGCGUACAUCGCCCCUGUCGUACCGGCUGUUGCACCCAGACAUGGGGAUUAUAGCAAGGUCAGGUACUUUGCGUAUACGGCGACUGUGAACUUGCUGGACUAUACUGCCUGCACGUUCCCGACUGGUUUUGUGGAUCCUGCUCUGGAUCUACCGGAUGACACGAGUCUUGUAAAAGAUGCACAAGGAGGAUCUUUACCGCCGCCGACUUGUGAGAGGGAUGAGACGAUUCGUCGAAGAUAUGAUCCAGAGGUUUAUAAUGGGUUGCCGGUAUGUCUGCAGCUCGUGGGGAGAAAGUUGGAGGAGGAGAAGGUGGUGGGGAUGAUGAAGAUUAUAAGAGAUCUGCUUAACUGA